CCCAGCCCGCAGGAGCAGGAAGGUUCCCGAGGUGCCCGGCCCGCCCCCAGCCCGGUAGAAAAGGCGGCGCUGGGGCUGCCGCAGCCAGUGAGCAGCAGCCCCGCAGGGAGCCAGGCAGAGGCAGCUCCAGCAGCAGCGUCUCAGCAGCUGAACUCGGACCAGCCACUCCCGGCCCCGCGCAGGAUGUUCCCGCUCCGAGUGUGGCAGUCGCCUGACUAUGGCCCCGUGUGGCUUCGCAGCAGAGCCCCAGUGUCCAGCCUCCUGGGGCCGGGUCCCCACAGCCUCUGGGACCAGCUGGUGGGGGACGUGCAGACGCACCUGGACGAGAUGGAGCGAAUGAGACACUCCCUCCUUCUGGCUUAUCCCCUUCUCUGCGGGGAGGGCGAGGGGAGCAGGACCCCGAGGCAGAGCAGCCAGACCCUGGCUGAGGGUGCUGGGAAGGAGCCCGGGUCCCAGGCGCAGGGGAAGGAGAGGUACCAGCUCUCCAUGGACGUGAGCGGCUUCUCCCCAGCUGAGCUGAUGGUGAGAGUGGACGGGAGGAAGCUGUCGGUGACGGGGAAGCAUGAGAAGAAAACGGAGUCGGAGGCUGGAGUCCGCUCCCAGGAAUACAGAGAGAUCCGCAGAGAAACUCUCCUGCCGGAAGACGUGAACGUGCAGGCCGUGCUCUGCUCCCUGUCCCAGGAUGGGCAGCUCUGCAUCGAGGCGCCACGUCUGGCCCUGCCAGCAGCACAAGGCAGAGACGUUCCCAUCAGUGUGUGCCAGGGGGUGAAGGCAGGAGAAGGAAACCUGCCCACGGAGGGAAAGGAGCCGGGGAGCAGCGAGAUGGAGACAGGAGGAGAGAGCGAGGUGACCGGCCCCAGAGAUUCCUGAAAGCAGGAACAAAGUUGAACAACUAUGGGACUUCUCUGUAUUGUCCACUCAGCGUAGCUUGUGCAGCAGAUGAUAUUGAUUCUAACACUCCUGUGCCCAUUCCAGGCCUUUCAGAAUUUAUUCCAGCUGUGCUGGAACAAUUUGUAUAGGGGGGUAUUAACAGUCACUGAAUCAAACUGUAACCCCUUGUACAUGAUGGAAACCACUUCACACCACGGAGUGAAGCCGUGUCCCUAGUUCCAGCACAUCUGAUUUACUCCAUGUGAUUCAUUCACUCUGUGAGAAGUGACUGUGCCACCUUUCCUGGUUGCUCGUUGUUGGUGUCUGACGUACAUAAUGUUACCGGUCAUUAUUGUGAAAAAUAUUCAUUUCUAAACUGUAAAUUGUUGCUGGGUGCUGCCUGUGUCUGUCUAACUGCUGCAAAUAAACCCACCUCUUUGGC
Messenger RNA from Gopherus evgoodei (Goodes thornscrub tortoise), 1312 nucleotides. RefSeq names its product heat shock protein 30C-like. The record is from RefSeq and is a predicted model, not a curated record. Gene Ontology annotation, molecular function: protein folding chaperone. The transcript has 2 exons. Lineage: Eukaryota; Metazoa; Chordata; Testudines; Testudinidae. Gene Ontology annotation, biological process: protein refolding; response to heat. The coding region runs from base 184 to 870 and encodes 228 amino acids.